Sugiyamaella lignohabitans is the source of this 1326-nucleotide messenger RNA. It is a transcript of the gene RMT2, whose product is annotated as Rmt2p. Gene Ontology annotation, molecular function: protein arginine N5-methyltransferase activity. Gene Ontology annotation, biological process: peptidyl-arginine methylation. Lineage: Eukaryota; Fungi; Ascomycota; Dipodascomycetes; Dipodascales; Trichomonascaceae. Bases 1 to 1326 code for a protein of 441 amino acids. Gene Ontology annotation, cellular component: cytoplasm; nucleus. The transcript has a single exon. The record is from RefSeq and is a predicted model, not a curated record.
AUGGAGAAAGCGGAGCUGUUGUUUCGGUUGUGCUCGUUUGAGGAGUCACCGGUUGAGAAGAAGGAGUAUGUCAAGCGUUUGAGAGAGUGUUUGGACGAGGUUCCUGCGACUGUGUCGACGAAAGAUGUUGAGCUUGCGAAGGAGGCAGGGGUGGAGGACGUUUCUGAGGUCGAUGGUGGUGAUACGGGAACCAGUCCGUUGCACAAAGUGUGUGAGUCUUUUAAACUGGAAUGGAGUGAAGACGAGAAGAUAAUGGAGACUGCUCUUGGACUGAUUGAUAAUCUUUUUUAUUACGGAGCCAAUUGGAUGAUGCUCGACGAUAACAACGAGACUCCAGGCUGUAUAGCGCUCCGAAGGGGGCUGCCGGACUCAAUUUACCAGCGAUUCGUGGCUGCUGGUGUGCGUGCUGAGGUGUUUCUACGGAAGAUCAAGGAUAUGAUGGUUGAUGACGAGGACGAGGUCGAGGACGAAGAUGUGGAAGUGGCUGAUGAUGAUGAAGAAGAGAGUGGUGACAAGGACAAAGCUGAUACUGAACCAAGUGCUGAAGUCGUGGAUGAGACUGAGAAAACAGAAACCGAAGACAAAAUUGAAGUUCAAGAAGAGAACGGCGAGCAGUCGAGAGAAGGAGAUACCGCACAAGACCAGACUGCCUAUCUCAGCUCGUCCCUGCAGUACGAAGACGGCCGACUGGUCACUGAAAACCAGAAAGACGGCGUGAUGAUGGACUGGGAGACUCCUAUUAUGGAGAAAAGCGCCGAGAUCAUCUGUACCGCAGCUGAAGACCCUGCUUCUGAAAACAUUGUGCUCAAUGUGGGUUUUGGUAUGGGUAUCAUUGACACCAUAAUCGAGGACAAAUACCACCCUACCAAGCAUUAUAUCUCCGAAGCACAUCCCGAUGUGCUAGCCAAACUCAAGACCGACGGAUGGUACGAGAGACCCAACGUUGUGAUUCUUGAGGGUCGCUGGCAAGACACCCUGCCAUCACUGAUCAGUCAAGGUGUGAAUUUCGACGGGAUCUACUACGACACCUUCUCCGAACACUACCAAGAUAUGUUAGAGUUCUUCGACCUGGUAGUAGCACUUCUCAAACCCACGGGAGUUUUCUCGUUCUUCAACGGUCUUGGAGCCGACAGACAGAUCUGCUACGACGUAUACAAACAAGUGGUCGAACUGGACAUGCAAGACUAUGGUUUCGAAGUCUCAUACACAGCUAUGCCCAUCGACGACCACCAGGCCGACCAAACCUGGGAUGGCAUCCGCAGACCCUACUGGACUCUCAAAGAGUUUCUUCUCCCGAAAAUCAAGUUCCUCACCAUCGGUAUCUAA